AAUGUGUACACACAUUUUGGUUGACAGCGGAGACUUUUAUCAUAUCUAAGAUUAAUUGCUGUCGAUGUUAAGUGGUUUGUACUUUGUUUUUGGCUUUGCGUCGAACCGAAAUAAAAUCCAAAAUAAACAAAUACCAUUCCGUGCAAACGACCUUUUACGAUUUUGAUGAAAUGGCAUUACGUUCAACAUUGGGUCGUUUAGAAACCAAAUCGACGCUUUUCCUUUUGUGCGAUUUACAGGAUAAAUUUCGUUUGGUGGCAAAUUACUUUCCGGCAAUUAUAACAAAUGCACAAAAGUUAUUAUCAUGCGGUGCACAGCUCAAUAUUGAUUUAAUUGUGUCUGAACAAAAUCCCGUGAAAUUGGGAAAAACGGCGCCAGAACUAUGUAUUUCACAUGCAAUCGGUGUGUAUCCCAAAUUUGAAUUUAGUAUGAUGAAGGAUCCAACACUGCACAAAUCAAUUACGAAUUUAAAUAAUGUAGAAAGUAUUAUUCUAUUUGGCCUUGAGACACAUAUAUGCAUCGAACAAACGGCCAUCGAUUUAUUGUACAACGAUUAUGAUGUGCAUAUUGUUGCCGAUUGUACGACAUCAAGAUCAGCUGAAGAUCGAUAUUUAGCAUUUCAACGGCUUCGUCAAAUUGGAUGUUUUGUAACAACCAGCGAAAAUGUCAUAUUCAAAUUGUUGGGUGGAAAAAAUCAUCCGAAAUUUUCCGAAAUUCGAUCGUUAGUCCGUGAUAAAUCAGUUGAAAGUGGCCUUGCCGAUUUAACAACCGAACAAUUUUAAUAACACCGACAGAUAAAGUAUUUGGAACAGAAAAAAAAUGUUUUAUCAUUCACCUCAAUUUGGUUAAGGUUAUAAUCUUAUCAUUUUUUUUCAUGUAAUAAUUUGGUUGAUGCGAAAUGAAAAAUUGAUGAAUAAAAAUAAAGCGGUUGAUUAAAAAUCAUACGCUUUCAUAAAGCGGUGACAAGACAUUAUUAAAGAAA
Contarinia nasturtii (swede midge) is the source of this 982-nucleotide messenger RNA. RefSeq names its product isochorismatase domain-containing protein 1-like. The record is from RefSeq and is a predicted model, not a curated record. Lineage: Eukaryota; Metazoa; Arthropoda; Insecta; Diptera; Cecidomyiidae. Gene Ontology annotation, cellular component: cytoplasm. The transcript has 2 exons. Bases 171 to 782 code for a protein of 203 amino acids.